CUCAAUUUACUAAACAGUCAAUAAAAAUCAUUGAAAAAGUACCAUUACUACCGAUAUUUUUUUCAAUAUUGCAAAUUAUCGUUUUCCCUUUCACUCGUUAUCUCCCCCACCCACCCGUGUGUUCUUUGUUUUCGAUUCGUCGACGUCGAUUUCCCCUUGGCUGUUUCGCAAGCAGUGCAGUGUAGUGCGAUACAUAGUGAGGUGUGUGUUCAAUUUUAAAGUUACAAUUUUAGUGGCAAGGACGAAAUCAGCGCAAUAGCCAGCCAAAAUGGCUGCUGCUAACAAACCUUUGCAAUUUGAUCGAAUAUGUCGGGCGUGCUUGCAAAUCAAGAAAGACAUGAGGCCUUUAUUCGAGCAACUUACUGCAACGAUGCUGAUGGGCAUUUCUAAAGUGCAGGUAUCCGUCGGUGACGGCCUGCCAUCCCAACUGUGCCUGCAGUGCGUACACCAGAUCUCGCGCUGCCACGCCUUCAAGGAGCUCGUGGAACGGAACGACGUCACGUUACGCGAGCACGCCAAGAAUGCUGCAGAGGAGGCAAGGAACAAUGAGGUUGGUAUACUGAUCCCAACUGUGCCUGCAUGCGUACACCAGAUCUCGCGCUGCCACGCCUUCAAGGAGCUCGUGGAACGGAACGACGUCACGUUACGCGAGCACGCCAAGAAUGCUGCUGAGGAGGCAAGGAAUAAUGAGUGCGUACACCAGAUCUCGCGCUGCCACGCCUUCAAGGAGCUCGUGGAACGGAACGACGUGACGUUACGCGAGCACGCCAAGAAUGCUGCUGAGGAGGCAAGGAAUAAUGAGGAGAAAGUAUUGGGCCUGGUGCCGGACGCCGCCCAGUACAUCCAGUACAUCGAGCUGCCGAUGAACAACACGCCGCAGCUGCUGGACGGACUGUUUGAACCGCUGUCCGACAAGCAGGAGUUCGUUGACCCCAACAAGCAGUACAUCCAGUACAUCGAGCUGCCGAUGAACAACACGCCGCAGCUGCUGGACGGACUGUUUGAACCGCUGUCCGACAAGCAGGAGUUCGUUGACCCCAACAAGCAGGUAGUCAGUUGUUUAAUAUUGAGCCUGGUGCCGGACGCCGCCCAGUACAUCCAGUACAUCGAGCUGCCGAUGAACAACACGCCGCAGCUGCUGGACGGCUUGUUUGAACCGCUGUCCGACAAGCAGGAGUUCGUUGACCCCAACAAGCAGAUUGACACAUCACAGCCAAGCAAAGAAGAAUCCGGGCUCAACUCGGACGAAGAGAACUACCUCCAACUGGUAGUCUUCCAAGCCACAUCCUCCGUCGCCCCGGGACGUCACGUGUGCAACCUCUGUCACAAGGAGUUCAAACACGCACGCUGGCUGAAACUACACAUGCGGUCUCACUCUAACUGGAUCAAGGCCAACUGCAAGAAGCCACCGAUGUGCCCCAUCUGUGAGAGGACUUUCAAGGGCCCAGGCAUGCUAAAAAUGCACAUGCGAACACACGAGCAGCGGCCGCCCAAGCAGCCAACAUGCUCAGUCUGCCAACGGAACUUCCCCACCAAAACCCUGCUCUACCGACACCGGCAGACCCACUUCGAGCAGAAGACCCACCAGUGCUCGGUUUGUGAGAAAAGGUUGAAGGUUAACUCAGUCUGCCAACGCAACUUCCCCACCAAAACCCUGCUGUACCGAUACAGGCAGACCCACUUCGAGCAGAAGACCCACCAGUGCUCGGUUUGCGAAAAGAGGUUCUACAGCGGCUACGCGCUACGCUCGCACAUGGCGCGGCACCGAGGCGAGCGGCCGUAUGUGUGCUCCAUGUGCUCAAAGAGCUUCUACAACCCGACUGACUUAAAAGUCCAUUUCCGCCUCCACACCGGCGAGAAGCCCUUGAAGUGCUCCGAAUGCAACAAGACCUUCCGCCGCCACUCCACGCUCUGCCAACACAUGAAGAAGCACAGAGGCAUCCGUAACCACGUGUGCAAUGUGUGCAACAAGGCGUUCUACGAGGUGUCCAAGCUUAACGCGCACAUGAGAGUUCAUACUGGUAAGCUAGAGAUCCUAUAACGCUCUUAAUG
Molecule: messenger RNA, 2052 nt
Organism: Cydia fagiglandana
Lineage: Eukaryota; Metazoa; Arthropoda; Insecta; Lepidoptera; Tortricidae
Product: zinc finger protein 358-like
Exons: 13
Coding region: 269-2041 (590 amino acids)
Biological process (GO): regulation of transcription by RNA polymerase II
Cellular component (GO): nucleus; chromosome
Molecular function (GO): zinc ion binding; chromatin insulator sequence binding
Source: RefSeq, a predicted model, not a curated record